Molecule: messenger RNA, 4400 nt
Organism: Exophiala mesophila
Lineage: Eukaryota; Fungi; Ascomycota; Eurotiomycetes; Chaetothyriales; Herpotrichiellaceae
Exons: 2
Coding region: 298-4122 (1274 amino acids)
Biological process (GO): protein import into nucleus; nuclear pore organization
Cellular component (GO): nuclear pore transmembrane ring
Molecular function (GO): structural constituent of nuclear pore
Source: RefSeq, a predicted model, not a curated record
CGCGUCCUCAACAACAUUCACACCCACACUCUCGAACCCCAUUCCCGUCGUUGUCCCUUGCCUCCUUUCUCCGUACCAAAUCAUCCAGAUUUCCAAUUCUGCAGGCAGAACGUUCGUUGCUACGGGACGGAAUUGAGAAACAACAAACCACCAACGACGUCAUUUCCUCGUUCCCCUUGCCUUUGCACCAACUCCCGUUCACCUCCCGUCUCUGUCGAGCAUUACAAUCGCGGCCUUGGAGGGAAGGCUGAGGAUACCAUCAUAUAAACUCAGAACGCCCUCCAGCCGCAUGGUGCGAUGAACGAAACCCCGCGACUGCGGUCGGCCUUCCCAAACACCCCCAGGUCGGAAUUCCGUUCAAGAAAUUCCAAUGGCUCUCCUCAACCUCUCUUCGCCUCAAGCCACACCUCCUCUCACAGGUCCUCUCCCAUAACAAAACCCAUCAGAGUUCCUAAUGACUCUCGACCGCGGACCACAGUCUCUCCAUUGGUCCCCACCAAUGCCGUCGAUGCCCCAACCCAACGUCUUUAUGUUUUCGGCUUUUACGCUUUCUUAGUCGCAUGGAAGAGCUAUGACUGGUGGCACAUUGAAACCGUCGAGGAUUCAUCAUGGCACUUUCUGAAAUGGAUGUUCCUCGACGCCACUUUUUUCACAGUCUUGCCCUUGUUGAAGAUUCCAUGGCUCGAAUUCUCGUUUGCGACUACCGUGGCCAUCGUCGUCUCGCAUUUCGUUGUCGAUGUCUUUACCAUGUUCCGCAUACCCAUUCCAGUCUUAGCCUGGCUAGGCGCCCUGGUAAAGUUGGCCUAUGAUCGAGAAGCCACCCUCUCCGACGGCCGAAUAAGACCUGCCGACGUUCUUCACAACUCUUCCAUCAUUCUGGGGAAGCAAAUUAUUCACAUCCUGCCAGAAGGCUCGGCCAUCCUCAAUCCGGAAAAGCAGGCUUUUUGCCUCGACUCUGCCAUGUCCCACAUCGACUUGCCUAUACAAAUCAACCAGACCACUCCUAUUUCAAUCGAAUUGGCUCGCUACGAUCUUGACACCGACGAGCUUGAAACUAUCAUUAUUGGGAAGCAGGAGGCAAAGCAGUUGUUGAAAUCCGCCAACGCCCGGUCUCAAAGCACCGCCAAAAACACUCCACGCACUCUGCAUUACACGGUCAAAAAGACCGGACUAUACCAAUUACAGCGUGUCAUCGAUGCGACCAAUCUUGAUGUACGCAAGCGCAGCUUUGACGUCGCCGUUGUGGGAUGCCCAAAGGCUUCAGUAUCGACCGAGUCUACUCACCGAUGUACGGGAGAUUUGACCAGGGUUUCCUUGAAAGUCGAAGGCGUUCCUCCUUUCAAGGUGAGAUACAGCAAAUCGGUCAAUGGACGCGAAUUGAGCUCCAACGUACAAAAUGUCCAACCGUCUCUGGACUCGGGCUUCCAAGCCCAAACAGAGGAAGAUACCACCGUCCUCGACCCCAAAGCUCCUCAUAGGGGUUGGACAAAAGCGACGACCGAGUCUUUUGAGAUCAAUGAAGCUUUGCAUCAAAAUGGCACUCACUCGUACACCGUUGAGGAUAUUGAAGAUGGCCUUGGUAACAAAAUCUUCUACACCUUGGAUGCUUCGAAAGGCUCCCAAGGCCCUCGAACCGAGUCUCUGACAGUUCACAACCGUCCUCAAGUCAGGCUCCAUGACUGUGGUCCUGAUCGGUCGAUCCCAAUCCCCAAGGGCCGUUCAACGGACUUGCCUGUGCGUGUUCUGCCGCCAGCAAGGCUUCAUUCAAGUGAUUGGCCAUUGAAACUGAGGUACACUUUUGUACCCGAAACCGACCAGGAAAUCCCACGCGUGGAAGAUUUUACAUUCCACAUGACGACCGAACGCUCCAGUCCUCAAAUCACGAGACCUGGUCGCUACAACCUUGAUUCAAUUGAGAGUCAGUUCUGUCGUGGCGAGGUCGUUGAGCCGUCUUCUUGCAGACUCUUCAAUCCCCCCGAACCUGACGUCGUUCUUGAGUCAGAGGAAAUCUUUGAUAAGUGCGCUGGCAAUCCAAUCGGAAUGUUGGUCAACCUCGACUUUACAGGAACUCCCCCCUUCACCGUGCGAUACAAUGUCGAACAUCGAGGGAAGAUUCGUCCUGAGGUCAGGGAAUUCCCAAGCAUGCGAGGCCAGAUUGAGUUAUCAGAGAGGUCAGCAGGCUCCUAUAGCUAUCACUUUCAAGAAAUAAGAGACAAGGUCUAUGGAUCGGUCUCCUUGAAGGAUCGACAACUCACCUUGAAACAAGACAUCAACCCACCAGCAUCCGCAUCUUUCUUGGGAGCCCAGUCGCAAUCUAAGCAAUGCCUGGGUAGUCCUCUAUCACUUCAAGUCAAAUUUGUGGGACAGGGUCCAUGGGAUCUCGACUAUGAGAUCAUUUAUGCUGGCAAACGCAAGAAGCACAGUGUCCAUUCGGAAACAGAAAUUCUCACCCUUGAUCUUCCAGAACAGCCAGGUGGCGGCCGUCAUACUGUGAUUUUGACCGGGGUCCAGGACAAGACUCGAUGUCGAACAGCACUGAAAGAGGAACGGCACUUUGAAGUCAGGUCCGAUCGGCCAACUGCAUCCUUUGGUGAUGUUGCAGGCAAGCGAAUCGUCCUUGCUCUGGAAGGCAAGGAAGUCAAAAUCCCUCUUCGCCUCAAAGGAAAUGCGCCAUGGUCUGUUCGGAUCCAGAACGUGGAUGAUCCUGUCAUGGCCAGUGCUCAGCACUUCCGAGACGCUAAUGCCGUUAUCAGCGUUACAAAACCUGGCACCUACGAGAUCGUGGCUGUCGAUGAUCAAUGUCAAGGUGUAGUUGACCAGAAGGCUCACCAAUUCAAAGUCAGCUGGAUACCUCGUCCUGCCCUCGGUAUCAAAGAUAUUCUUGGGGAACAAAAGGGAGAGGAAUUCCACAAAGCACCUAUCUGUCAAGGUGACGAGUCUGUGCUGUCAGUUGGACUCACUGGAAAUCCUCCUUUCACCGUAGGCUACCAACAAAAAUUCGAACCCAUCAAAGGAUCUCCCUCCAUCAGCAACAAAGUUGCCAACUUUGUCAACAGCAAUGCAAUCAUCAAGCUCGAAACUGCCAAACCGGGCGAGUAUACUUACACAUUCCGAGAGCUUGCAGAUGAUCGCUACUCCAGCGAUAAACAGAGCUUCAAGCCCAUGGUGGUCAAGCAACAAGUCUAUGCUCCUCCAGCAGCCGCUUUUGCUCACCCAGGCAAGGUAUACAGCUACUGCAGGGAUGACCCAUCCCUAACCGAGUCCGGCCAAGAGACCGAGAGUAUCCCAUUGAUCUUGACCGGUACACCACCCUUCAGCGUCGAGAUUGCCAUCCGUCACCACGGACAAUCCGGACGGCCCGAGAUCAUCCGCCAGAGAGACAUCCAGACCAAUACCUACACGUGGCCAGUCUCACGCGCCUCACUCGCACUAGGAACACACAGCAUCUCCAUCCGCUCCAUCAAAGACGGACGCGGAUGCGAACACAUCAUUGACCAUGAUUCCACCUCCGUUCGCAUCCAAGUAACCUCCCCACCCACGAUAACCCCUCUCCAAUCACAAGAAAACUUCUGCGUUGGAGAAUACGUCUCAUUCUCCCUCAGCGGCCAAUCUCCCUUUGAAGUCUACUACACAUUUCAAGGCCGGGACCGAAAAGCCAAGGUUUCAGACACCGAGUUCAAACGUCUGGCUGAAGCACCUGGCGAAUUCAUCAUCACCGGCGUCAGCGACAGUGCCAUGGGUCGAGGUAAAUGUCGAGCACGCAAGGAUAUUCACAAGACGAUCCGUCCGUUUCCAACGGUGGAGAUUGGUCGUGGCAAAACCCUCAUCAGUGAUAUCCAUGAAGGUGGUGAAGUUGAUAUUCAUUUCAGCUUUACGGGAACACCGCCUUUUGAAUUUACAUAUACACGAUCCGAACACGCAAAGAAAGGCCGUAACAAACAACCAGUGAUCCUCGAAACGCGACACGACACAUCCAACGAAUUUUCCAAGAUCAUCCGCGCUAGUGACGAGGGUAUCUACGAAGUCGUGUCUAUCAAAGAUCGGUAUUGUUCGUAUACUAAACCGUCGCAUAAAAAUGUAGGUUCGGGCGGUGGUGGUGGGCAGAAGAGGUUGACUUAUUGAUUCAUUUGAUCUGAUCUGGCUGGGUUGGUCAGGUUGGGUCAGCGUAUUGGACCCGUGAGCCAUGGACCACGGUAGCAAUAAACAUAAAAUGGAAUGAAGCGAAUUGAUCCAUCGGAUUCGGAUUGGAUUGAGUUGGAUUGGAAUGGACUAAGGGGAAGACUUCCUAGAUUCAACCAGGUCAUGGUCCAGAUUCAGGGAGGGCCAAGGGGUCCUUUUUGUGUGUCUGUCUUUUCAGAUUUGCAUAGGGUAUAAUAAUCAUGAGCCUUGUUUUACCACAA